UGUGUCUAAUUCAGUUUCAAAAACUGUAUGAUGCUGGUGAGCUCAGCCACAGGGCAAGAUGCCCCUACCUUUUAUCAUUACCAAAGCUGGCUGGAGCCUUUAGGCAGAGGAUCUAGGUGGACUGAGAUAAAAAGCAGUGCCCAUCCAAGAACUGCCCCACUGCUCAAAGCCUUCCCAGCUAUAAGACAGCCAGGCUUGUGUGGGUGGGUCGACUUUCGAAGUUUUGAGGAACAGCCUGAGUGGAAGGAGCAAGAGGGUUUCUCUCAAAUGAAUGGAUAAGGAAGAGAAAACCUCUUUGAUGCUACAGUGAAGAUGCUGAAAAGUCUGUAGAGUACUUUAAAAGGCGGGUAAAAUUAAAAUGCUGCGGAACUUUGUAUGUCUAGUUAUUGUUGCUCUGCAUUGGCUGAUAACGCAUAAACGCAGUGCUGGCAAUGUUGCCAUUGCAGAUGCUUCAAUAAUCCCAGUUGGAGAUCCUAAUAUUGCAGUAGGAAAAAUAUCAUCCCAGUCCAGCACAUAUGAAGAAAAGGGGGCAUCAAAGAAGGCUAUAGAUGGGUCAUUGGCAAGUAGUUAUGCUAACGGAGACUGCACCCUGACAAAGAAAGAUUUUGAACCCUGGUGGAUGGUAGAUUUGAAUUCAGCAUUUCAGGUAUCUGGUGUGGUGAUCACUAACAGAGGAGACUGCUGUGAGUCACGGAUAAAAGGAGCUGAGAUUCUGAUUGGGGAUUUGCCACAGAAGGGAGGCACAAUGAAUCCCAGGUGCGCUACAAUCAACAGCAUGGGGCGUGGGGAAACAAUGUCCUUUAACUGUGCAGGGAUGCAAGGGCAGUAUGUGACCAUUACGAUCCCUGGGAGAUACGAGUCCCUCUCACUCUGUGAAGUGCAAGUGCUUGCACACCCAUGGCUCCAUGUAGUUCACGAUGGAGGGCGGAGCCCUGUCAGAAAUAGCGAAACAGAUUUAGGUUUGCAGGGCAGAGUUCUAAGUUUCCUUAAUGAAUCAAAGGAUAGUUUUGUUGUCAUAUCUCCAAUGCAGCCUUUGAAUGUCAUGGAAUUCACACUUUGUAUGAGGGUUGCAGCAGAGCAUUUGGGAGAACGCAAAGUCAUUCUCUUCUCCUACCAUUCUGAAAACGAUGAACUGAGGAUCUUGCGUGAAGCCAAGGGCCACUUGGGUUUACACAUGGGGGGUCAGAGUGUGAUGUUUGCUCUCCCUGAUCUCAGCAACUUGGGAACUCAUGUGUGUGUCACCUGGGAGGCUGAGUUCGGCCUCACAGCCUUUUGGAUGAAUGGGGAAAGGAGUAUUCGAAAGGUGCACAAUGUGGGGCAUAUUCUUCAAUCAGGGGGGACUGCAGUGCUUGGCCAGGAUCAGGGUGCACAAAAUAUGUCUGAACAGCAGGAGCGACGUUUUGUAGGAGAAAUAACAGAUCUCUACAUGUGGGAUUAUGUGCUGAAAUCUCAAGACAUUCAGGAUGUGUUCCAGGUCCGCCAGUUUCCCAGAGGAAACAUCUUUGACUGGAAAAUGUUAUCGUACAAGAUUACAGGGAAUGUGAUGGUAUUACCUAAGGACUAAUAACCAAGGAGGAUAUUGGCAUUAUUAACUUACAUGGAAGAUCUUUUGUCUUUCUGCUUUGCAAAGAAAGAAAGAGAAGGAAGGAAAGAAAGCUAACUAGCUAGCUAUUGGUUUGCCACCUAAGAUGUCAAAGCACAGCUACUGAGCACUGCACCUAGAGUAUAAUUCACAUUGGAAGAUUGUUGACUCAGAAGUAUGAAAAUCCUUUCAUAGUGAAAAUUGUUGAAGUAACAACUUGUACAUUUUAAAUAAA
Messenger RNA from Rhineura floridana, 1817 nucleotides. RefSeq names its product pentraxin fusion protein-like. The transcript has 7 exons. Bases 359 to 1564 code for a protein of 401 amino acids. Lineage: Eukaryota; Metazoa; Chordata; Lepidosauria; Squamata; Rhineuridae. The record is from RefSeq and is a predicted model, not a curated record.